Molecule: messenger RNA, 1248 nt
Organism: Phytophthora sojae
Lineage: Eukaryota; Oomycota; Peronosporomycetes; Peronosporales; Peronosporaceae
Exons: 1
Coding region: 1-1248 (415 amino acids)
Source: RefSeq, a predicted model, not a curated record
AUGAUUUUUCUAGUCUUGGGUUCCGUCCUCUUUGCCAAGGAUUCGCCAUUAAGGCCACAUGCCGACCGAUACAACCGAUUCUUCCUGUCAUUCUUGACUCUUUGCGGCACGUUCCCAGUCUACAAGCUGCUGUUUGAACACAUUCCCGUCGGUUUUCGAGGUGUUGCAGUUGUCAUUUUGCCGAUAUGGAAGUUCGCAGCCAAGCGCUUCACUGUGAGCAGUACACGCAACCUGGAAGACGUCAUGCCGCUGCUAGUGGCCUUGUCUGUGGAUUUCAUGAGUACGUUGUUCAUAUCGGCGUGCAUGUCGGCGACAAGAUCCGUGUCCUUAACGCUGCUCUUUAUCGCGGUGAACAUCCUCCAGUCGCUAGUCGAAUUCCGAGCCAUGAGAGCUAAUGGGAAAGCACUCUUGAAGCUACUGGACGAGCGACGAAACUCUCAAACACUUAUCCGAAAGAAACCCGGCACGUCGGACGCUACCAAUUUAUUGAUGAUUAUCCUCGACGCUGUACAGAACUCUACUUCGCUUCCCUCAAAAUCCCUGGAGAGAGUUCGACUGUGGGCGUGCUUAGCGUAUCCGCUCUCGACAGACAAACUGGAACACCUUCAUGCGCUUGCUGCUUUCAAUGUAUUUAGUAGCAACUAUGAUCCAACUAUAAGAAUGAAGAGCCAAGAGCAUCACGAAUACCGACGCAUACGAAGUGCGUCAAUUACUCCAUUGAUCGGAGUCGCGGGUGAUUACACAACGACAGACUCGCAAUCAGACGCAGAUAAUAGACAAUCUGCAAUGCGACACAACGAGAGGUCGAAGAAAAUCGUGCUUCAAGGUGUGAAGCUCCUGUUCCAUUCCGAGUAUGUGGCUCUAGUCCAGUACGUCGAGUCGAUAACCCCCAUUGUGUUCUUCAUCUACAAGUCCGUAUUGGAGCUGCUGCCGAACGUCGUGUACUACCCUGGUGGAGCUGGCACUUGGGGCAUGGUAUCGAUUGCGAAUAUUUUGCUAUUUGCGGUACUGGAAGUUGGGCUUUUGAUUUCGUUCAACACGUUCCUGCGGCACAAGUUCGCGUUCUCUCCAUUGUACCAACUGGCGUUUGUGCUGGAAACGGAGUUUUAUCCAGUUCAAGCAAUCCUGUUUGCUUUGAUUCUCAAUGUUUUGCAAUACGAGCUGGCACAUCUCGGUCGGUAUCCUACCAUGACAGACAACUUGAGGAUUUUCCUGCUCGAGUGUUUAACAUUUGUUUUUGUUCUGUAG